This is a messenger RNA of Terrapene triunguis (Three-toed box turtle), 1231 nucleotides long. RefSeq names its product WD repeat domain 74 (gene WDR74). Gene Ontology annotation, biological process: ribosomal large subunit biogenesis. The record is from RefSeq and is a predicted model, not a curated record. NCBI's taxonomy places the organism in Eukaryota, Metazoa, Chordata, Testudines, Emydidae. The transcript is spliced from 11 exons. Gene Ontology annotation, molecular function: protein binding. Gene Ontology annotation, cellular component: nucleolus; preribosome, large subunit precursor. Bases 89 to 1231 code for a protein of 380 amino acids.
ACUUCCCUUCUCUUUUAGCCCAUUCUGGCCCACCAGGACAGACAGAAGGGAGCGAGCCGGAGCGGAUAGAGAGAGGCAGCGGGGCAAGAUGGCGUCUUCUGCGCGGUGGAAUCACGUGUGGGUUGGAUCCGAGACUGGCAUCCUGAAAGGGGUGAACCUGCGGCGGAGACAGGCCACCAACUAUGUGGCGGCCUCGGCACUGCGCCGGGAUGAGGGCGUCAGUGCCAUGUGCUGGGGGGACCCCUCCGAGUCCGAGAUCCUCGUCGGCUGCCUGGAUCGGUCGGUGAAGCUGUUCAGCACCGAGAAGGGAAAGUUCACAGAGUCGCGGCAGUGUCUGGGCGGGGAGGGCUCGUUCUGCGGCCUGGCCGUGCACGACAGUUCCAUCAUCACCUGUGUGGAGUCUGGUCUCCUCAAGGUCUGGCGGGAUGCUUCAUCCGAAAACAUGGAAACCCAGGUGGGGGCUGGUGUGUGCCGUAUGCGCCAGAACCCUGCCCAGCCGCAGUGUGUGGGGACAGGUGGGAAGGAGAACGCUCUGAAGGUCUGGGACUUGCACCGGCCUGAGGAACCCAUCUUCCGUGCCAAAAAUGUGCGGAAUGACUGGCUCAAUCUCCGAGUCCCUGUGUGGGAGCGUGACCUGCAGUUCCUACCUGGGUCUGAGAAGAUUGUCACCUGCACUGGGCACCACCAGGUGCGGCUGUACGACCCCAGCUCCCCACAGCGGCGCCCUGUGCUGGAGGCAACCUAUGGGGAAUACCCCCUCACAGCCCUCUCCCUCACCCCUGGUGCUGACUCUGUGGUGGUAGGCAGCUCGCACGGGGACAUGGCUGUCAUCGACCUGCGGCAAGCAGGACGGCUGGUGAAAUGCCUGAAGGGCUUUGCUGGGAGUGUGCGCAGCGUCCACUGUCACCCCACCCUCCCACUCGUGGCUUCCUGUGGCCUUGACCGCUUCCUGCGGGUACAUAAUAUCGAGGACAAGCGCUUGGUACACAAGGUGUAUCUGAAGUCCCGGCUAAACUGCCUGCUGCUGACCAGCCGUGAGAAGUGGGAGGAUGAAGAACCUGAACCUGCAGCCCCCCAAGCAGACGUGAAGGAGGAAAAAGAUGAGCUGUGGGAUGGCAUGGAGACGGUGGCUACCAGAACAGUGCUCAAGCGCACCGGGGACCCCAAUGUCCGGGAGACCCAGCUAGGCAAGCAUCCCAAGAAGCAGAAGAGAACGAGCGCUGGGCCUUGA